Molecule: messenger RNA, 1885 nt
Organism: Wasmannia auropunctata (little fire ant)
Lineage: Eukaryota; Metazoa; Arthropoda; Insecta; Hymenoptera; Formicidae
Biological process (GO): DNA integration
Molecular function (GO): nucleic acid binding
Source: RefSeq, a predicted model, not a curated record
CAACAUUUUUAAAAUGCCCAGCAGUUGCUGUGCUCCGAGAUGCACAAACUCAAAUAACAAAGGUUAUUGCAUGACAAAGUUUACUCAAGAUCCAAACUUGGAAAAAAAAUGGAUUGAUGCAUGUGGAGUUCCCGAUUGGAAGCCAAUAAAAUCGGCUGUAUUGUGUGAGGUUCAUUUCCAUCCAUCCGCAUUAUAUGUAGUGGGCAAAAAGAAAUUUAUAAGGAAAGAUGCCAUACCGAGUUUUUUUUGCAAUUGUAAUAAAUCUGCAAAAGGGAAACCUUUCGCAGAAAUUCAGUCAGAAGAUUCAUACGUUAAAAAUAGAAGCAAAAAAUAUAUGCAUACUGCACAUUGUGUUGUAAUGAAAAAACCCGUUGAUAUAAAUACAUUGAAGAAGAUAUUACUUGAAAAAAAAAAUUACAGAUUAGAUUCUAAUCCAGAUGUAGAGAUAUCACCAGAGUUUACUGCAAAUCAAAAAUUGUCUACAGAGAGUUUCCCUAAUCCAGCAGACACUAAUCGAAAAAAGUUUAAAGCGUUAGAAGAAAAAUUAAAAAUGACUGAGAAGGAAAUAAAUGUUCUAAAAGAUAGAGUUAAUGACUUAGAAAAGAAAAUCGAGAAAAAUACUAUAAUAAUCAAUGAAGUCUUUAAUAAAGAUCAACAGAAAGCAAUUUUAAAUGAUACUACGAGAGGUUCCAAUCAUUUGUGGAUUACCCUUCAUUGCACUCCUUCUCCUGAUCUACCACUACCUACGUCCACAGAUAAGACUGUUCACGCGUUAUUGUCACACUAUUGGUUUCCUUGCCUGAAAAUGCGAGUGAGGCAGUAUAUCGAUAAUUGUGUAAAGUGCUUGACGUACUCUACGGCUGCCGGUAAGCCGGAAGGCGAACUGCAGAUCGUUAAGAAGGAUACUGUGCCAAUGCAAACGUUGCACCUUGAUCACUUCGGCUCAUUAGAGGGAACUCGGGUUGAAUUUAAGUAUAUCCUAGUGGUUAUCGAUUCGUUUACUAAGUAUGUAUGGCUGUUUGCCACUAAAUCUACAGGUUCAGCCAAGACUAUCGUGCAUCUGUCUCUUUUAUUUGAUUUGUUUGGUCUUCCUAAGCGGGUUAUUAGCGACAGAGGCACGGCAUUCACUUCCGGAGAUUUCCUUAAUUUUAUGCAGAAAAACGAGAUAUACCACGUAUUGACAGCGGUAGCAUCCCCUUGGGCCAAUGGCCAGGUGGAGCGCGUGAAUCGGUUUUUGAAAUCCACACUUGCGAAAUUGUCCGAAGAUCCGUUCGAUUGGAAAUGUAAUUUGAGUAAAGCACAGUAUGUAAUCAAUGGCUGCGUUGAGCAGAGAAAACAGCUUUACAACUGUUUUGCAAAGCCGCUUUUUUUGCUGAACGCAGCCAAUAAUACGCUCAAUAAAUCGAUUGGAACAACACCCAGUAAGAUGCUACUUGGAUACGAUCAGCGUUAUAAGGGGUACGAAAAUUUGCGCUCACUAAUUGAUGCUCUUCGACAAUCGGACGCGGAUUUCGAGAAAGAACGCGGGGAAACAAGAGACGCGACACAAAUCAUUAAUCGCCGACUACAAGAAUACAAUAAAGUGCAAUACGAUAAGCGACACAAAAAGAAUUCAUUGUACCAAGCAGGGGACUUUGUAUUGGUAAAGGUUCUUCAGCAUAAACCGGGAACCAAUCAAAAACUUGCGCCGAAAUACAAGGGCCCCUACCUUGUUAAAGCUGUUCUUAAAAAGAACCGAUAUGUUAUAACGGAUAUAUCAGGUUUUAAUCAUGGUAGAAAUAUAAGGGUAUGCUCUUGCGCAUGGUACAGCCAGACAACCAAUGAGAAUUGCAGCUUGACUACGUCAUCAUUACGUGGCAAAUUCAAACGCUUAAAGAUGAAAUAA